Messenger RNA from Mastomys coucha (southern multimammate mouse), 4498 nucleotides. It is a transcript of the gene Cggbp1, whose product is annotated as CGG triplet repeat binding protein 1. The record is from RefSeq and is a predicted model, not a curated record. Gene Ontology annotation, cellular component: nucleus. Bases 680 to 1183 code for a protein of 167 amino acids. The transcript is spliced from 4 exons. Gene Ontology annotation, molecular function: double-stranded DNA binding. NCBI's taxonomy places the organism in Eukaryota, Metazoa, Chordata, Mammalia, Rodentia, Muridae. Gene Ontology annotation, biological process: regulation of transcription by RNA polymerase II.
UCUGUUUGACAGCCCCGCCGUCUGUUGGUCAACAACUACUCGGCGGUUGCUGAGGACCGCCUACGAGCUCUGCCAUAGGGCGCGCCGGAGGACGGGGCGCGGCGGGGGACACGGCGGCCGCGGCGGGGUUCGCUCGGGCGGCGGCGGCGGCAGGAGCAGCGGUAGGAGCGGCGGCGGCGGCCGCUACGGGAUCGCCUUCAUCCCGUUGCUCUGCCCUUUCUUCCUCCUCUUUUCCUUCUCAGCGAGGGCUCGUUGCACUUCCCCCCUAACGGCGACCCGCUCCUACGGUCCCGAAGAGCUGGGAAGGCGGAAGUAAAGGCAUGACUUCCAGGCGCCGCAGGGAAAACAGGGUGCAAGCCCAGAAACUGUUUCCCCACCACCACCUGUUGAGAAACUGAGUCGAAGGCGUCUGAAGAAACGCAAAGUCGCCAGGAUCGGAUGCUUCUGUAGUAUUGCAGCGGAAAACCGUCACUACUUAAUAUCAAGGAAAAACAGAAAAGAAAAAAAAAAAACCAACUGGAAAUUAAGCCGCCAACAUCAUCGCCUCUCUGUGCGGCGGUGAUUUGCAUCGGCAGUAUCAAGAACAGACCUUUCAAGUUAAAAGAUCAGAAAAAGUUAAGGCUUCACAUGAGGACAAGAAUUGCAGUUCCCUUUUCUAAGAACCUUAUUCAGAGACAAAAUGGAACGAUUUGUUGUAACAGCACCACCUGCUCGAAAUCGUUCUAAGACUGCUUUGUAUGUAACCCCUCUGGAUCGAGUCACUGAAUUUGGAGGUGAGCUUCAUGAAGAUGGAGGAAAACUCUUCUGCACUUCUUGCAAUGUGGUGCUGAAUCAUGUUCGCAAGUCUGCCAUUAGUGACCACCUCAAGUCAAAGACUCAUACAAAGAGGAAGGCAGAAUUUGAAGAGCAAAAUGUGAGAAAGAAGCAGAGGCCCCUGACUGCAUCUCUUCAGUGCAACAGUACUGCGCAGACAGAGAAAGUCAGUGUUAUCCAGGACUUUGUGAAAAUGUGCCUGGAAGCCAACAUCCCCCUGGAGAAGGCUGAUCAUCCAGCGGUCCGAGCAUUCCUGUCUCGACACGUGAAGAACGGAGGAUCCAUACCUAAGUCAGACCAGCUGAGGAGAGCAUAUCUGCCUGAUGGAUAUGAGAAUGAGAAUCAACUCCUCAACUCACAAGAUUGCUGACAAGGCAGUUAUGACCAUUGUGAUCAAGAUAAAUAAUGUGGAGUAUUAAAGUUAAUGUGUUGAUUGUGUGGUUCAUUUUUAUAUUUAUUUCAUUUUAAAUCAUGUGAUAAAGAAUAGUUUUGCAAUGUGUAUAUAGUUGUAGGCAAAAGAGAGAAACCUCACUGCAAAACUUACUGCUAAUUUUAAGUCACCGAUGGUAUAAAGUAAAACUUAGCUAUAGAGUGUAUUUGGCUAUCUGAAACCUGGUGGUUAUCUUUAAAACUGACGGAUGUUCUCCUGAGAUGUUUGUGCAUGGAAGAACUUCCCUGCAUUGUAGCCCUUUUGCCAUGUAUGAUUUUUUUUCUUGUGAGGUUACGUAAUUAUUUGGAUAGAGAAUUAGCCUAGAAAAUUGAAGCUGCUUCCAGGCUAUACCUUUCACAGGACCUUAAAGAAGUUCAAAUUCUUUUCAAAAUAGAAUAGUAGGCCAGAAGUGUUCUUAGAGCUUGAGAUCUCUAGGAGAAAUGACUGUUCAAAUUACUUUCUACUUGUAUGUGAAAUAAUUGCCUAACCUUCACUUCCUCUUGGUCUUUUUCUCCUUUUUAAAAGACAUGUAUUUAGUAGCAGCUUCAAGUUACCAAAAGACUAAAAUCUCUCUUAAUGUCUUUGCCAAAAGCCAUGGGGGAUUUUGCAGUGAUGAGAUUUUAGUCUUGAACUAUGAAGAAUUUUGAAACUAUAGUUUUCAUGUUAAAUACCAUCCUGGAUUUGCAAACUUUUUAUGUCUUGGUAUUAAGACUACAAUACUGAUCUUUAAAUUUAAAUACACUGUGGUUCCGUUUUCUCUUUUUACAGGGAAUUAGUUACUUUUUGGCUGACAACAAAUAAGAAAAUUGCUUUCUAUACAUUCUUUCCAUAAGAUUUUGUAAGAGUUUAUUUAGGUAAAUAGACUAGACAUAAGUUUUAGUUUCACUUUUACUGCUUUGCCUCUGGUGGUGCAGGUUUUAAAACUUGGAUGCUAAACAGUCCAGAAAAGGAGGCAAGAAUUUUAUAGUAAAAAUAAAGCAGGAUGCUAAGUCAGGAAAUAAUCAGUUCUGUUAAAGGUCAACCAUGUUUAGGUUCUCUGAACCUCACUGUUCUGUAAGCUUAUUAGAAGUAAGUUAGCUCAGAUAAGUCGUCUUCAUCAGAUCCGAAUUAUAUUUUUUAAAAUUUUAGUAACUGAAGACUUAGAUUAGAGCUUUAAUAUUAAAAAAAAUCAAAUAGUUGAAACAUUGAAGUUAUAUUUCUAUUUUAAACCAGUGGCAAGAUGCCCUGCUUGUGACUUGGAGUUAUCUUUGAGGUCAUUGUGCCGCAAAUUUCCAUUAAACAAAAAGCCAAAGUUAAUAGAAAAAUUAAUUAGUGGGUUUUGUGUUUUGAUUUCUCCCACCCCCCCCCGACACAGGGUCUUUCUACAUAGCCCUGGCUGUCCUGGAAUUCACAGGAGGCUAGCCUCGAGACCCACCUGCCUCUUUCCCUCCUGAGCGCUGGGAUUAACGGCGUGUACUGUCACGCCCAGCAAUAAUUUUUGUUUCUAAGAACAGCUUGUCUUAUGGGUCUUACAGAUUUAACAUUCCCAAUUCAGGUUGUCAGAGUGACCACUUGCUUUGUUUUUUAUUUUUAGAAGCCUGCUAUGGAAGAAAAAAAAAUCAGUUCUCCGAAAUUGCAGUUUCUGUUUUCUCAUGUUUGGUUAUAUUCAUGUAGCACAUAAAUGCCUAACUAGUUGUUUACUAACUGCAAUUGGUAAGACACAGAGACCAGCAGCAAAGUCAACAGUGAUUGCUUCCACUUCCUUAAGGAAUUUUCAGGCAACCAUGUUUAAAUUGCCUAAGAUGGUAGGAAAGCUAAGCAAAUAAAAUAAUUGAGUUUUGUACCACUAUUUUCAGAAGAAAAUCAUUUUAAUUUUUCAGGAUUCCAUGUGAUUUGGACUAUUCCCUGUUGUCUGGGACUAUGCACUGUCAGUAAACAUGGCAGAACAGCUUCUAGUAGUCCAGUAACAUGUUGUUGCACUAGGAAAUAAUUCACCUUUGCCUUUCUUACAGUUAUUACUGAUUUCAGUUACUUAGUUCCUAUAGAACUGUUUUUCCAGGCUUGCAAGUAUUCUUCCAUUUUUGAAUCUAGGGGCAGAGUUCAUUCUGUUAGGGUUGUAUCAUGUCCUUAGAAUGAGGUUUCCAUCCCCUUGGGGGAAAGUUAGUAUUAAUGUUUCUUCACCGAUUAUGAACAUUUGUUUCUUGGAACUGGUUAAAUUUGUCUCAUAAAUAAUAACAGUGGUUAUAGUAGCCUGCGCAAACUGGUAAAGAUUUGCAAAACUGAUUGGCAUGUUAGACAAGUGAGAGUGUCUAAGGCGUGUACAAUGGGAGAGAGGCAAAGUGAACUUAUGUACAGAAGAAGCUUUCAAUCUUCCUUAUAUAGUGGUAGUGUGAUGCUAUACUAUUGGACCAAUAACAGCUCCUUUUUAUUAGUUGGAUGCAUUAUCACAAGCUUUGUAAUGUUUCAUUUAUAAUCGGCCUUCAGCACAUGCUUACCUGUUAAUGUUUUCUCAGCGUAUCGUAGUAUGUCUUCCAGACUCUCACUGUAUCCUGACAGUAAAUAGUUUUAGCUUGUUGAAUUUCCUGUUGGUUUCUUUUUCAUUAUCUGUGGCAUAUAGCAAGCCUGAAAGAUAUUGUAAUCAGUUUUUCUUUUACAAAGUGAGAAAUUAGAUUGUGUAUAAGAGCCUAUAUAGUUAUUUUAUCCAUUUCUUUGAUUAAGGCUUUCUAACAUUACUUAGUAAAUGUUCCUUCCAGUUAAUGCCUGUGGCCCUACUGAAUUUUAAGAGACCAGACAACUUUUAACAACUAAAUCUUACUGUUUUAUACAGUAAGUUUGUCUGACUGGGAAUAUUCUGAUGUUAGAUAUAUAGUUGGCAAGAUUCCCAAGCUAAAACCUGGGCCUGAAAGAAUGUACGUGAAUGUUAACAAGUACAUAAAAGCAAAUUAAGUUUAAGGUGACCUAAAACAAAGGCUAAAAACAAGUUUUCAUUUGAUUCUUAGUCUUUGUAAGGGCUCUGUGUUUGACUUACCUCCGCUGCCAUUAAGUGAGGGUAAAUCACCUUAAAAUAACUGAUUUACAUGGAAGGUUAGUUGUAGUCUCCAUCCUAGCUUGCUUUGGCUUUGGUCAGCACUGAUGAAAUGUGAAGUGGCUAUGCUAAACCUUGGUUGAUCUCAACCCAUACUCCCAGACUGCUGAGGUAACUACAGUCUGUUACCUAGUGCUAUUUUACUUGUAUCCAGAAUACUGUAUUAAAAUUUUACUAUGUUAAUUUUCGUA